This is a messenger RNA of Pimephales promelas (fathead minnow), 2097 nucleotides long. It is a transcript of the gene bcl7a, whose product is annotated as BAF chromatin remodeling complex subunit BCL7A. NCBI's taxonomy places the organism in Eukaryota, Metazoa, Chordata, Actinopteri, Cypriniformes, Leuciscidae. The record is from RefSeq and is a predicted model, not a curated record.
UCUAUUGAAAUAUCGUUUUCUUUUCUCUGUUCGCUAACAAAGGAGCGAAACGCAUACCCGCAUUGACCGUGUCUCUCAUGGUUCGAGGGCAUUUGGCUUCAGCGCAGGCGCACAAACCCCGCCUCUCUCCUGUGCUGUGUGCAUUCGCAUUGUGUCUAAACAGGCAGCGAGCAAAAAGAUAUUUUACCAACAGCAGUAAUGUCGGGCAGGUCGGUUCGAGCGGAGACGCGGAGCAGGGCGAAAGAUGACAUCAAGCGGGUUAUGGCUGCAAUUGAAAAAGUGCGGAAAUGGGAGAAGAAAUGGGUGACUGUUGGUGACACGUCACUACGAAUCUACAAGUGGGUACCAGUGACAGAGCCCAAGUCAGAUGAUAAGAACAAAAACAAGAAGAAAGGCAAAGAUGACAACAAGUAUGGCUCUGAGGUCACGACCCCUGAGAACAGUUCCUCUCCUGGAAUGAUGGAUAUGCAUGAUGAUAACAGUAACCAGAGCUCCAUUGCAGACUCCUCCCCACUGAAGCAGGAGAACAGCACCAACACUAGUCCUGCACCUGAACCCAUGGCAGCUUCUCAGAGUGACAGCAAUGACAUGAAAAGUGACCUAUAUCCUUCCAAACAGCCUUCUUCUGGUCAGGAUCAUAAGAGUGAACAAAACCACUGCUCAUCAGAGUCUAGGACAGCCAAAAGGGACAGCAAGUCACAAGGAGAUUCGGAGCACUUUUUAGACUCUUCCAAAUCAGCCCAGGAAUUGGAAGAUGGGGCUCCCUCAAGCAAAAAAGGAAAACUCGACUCUUCCUCUGAAGAAAGUUAACUAUCUUCUACCAGCUGUUAUGCAUUUGUGAUCCCAGUCUCUUAUCCCAAAACACAUCACAACAUUUUAGUUCUACACUUAUCCCUACUGCCAUCUAUUCACAAGAACCCUGUCUUUUGCGGUCAGUUUUAGUGUAAAGGGCAUGUCUGGAUCGUCUUUGUAUGAGUUAAGGCAAUGAAUCAAGCUGUGAGAUAGUGUACUGAUCCUAAAACAAUUCAUGCUGCCCUGCAAUCACCACGUGCUGUUUCUUUUGCCAAGAUCAGAACCGUCAAUUGAAAUGGCACUGGAACUGCCAUAGUUUUUCUAAAUUGGCAUUAUCAACUGCCGUUUGUGAAUUUUUUUUUUAUUUUUUUAUUUGCAUCACCUUUUCUUGUUCACUCAGGAAGGUCAACACUGUUUGUUUUUUUGUUUUUGUUUUUUAAUCACGGUGAAAGUAAUUGAUUUCUGCUGCUGUAGUUUAGAGAGAUUUCACCAUAAGUAGCUAAAUAUAAAAAAAAUACUACAAAUGGUACUAGUCACGAGUUAUUCAAAUACUCCUGUGAAGACCAUAGCUUGUAGCGUAGGCCUUGCUUGGUUGAGUGCAUUUGUAUUACUGAGAAGAGGAUUUUUUUUUUCCUCAUCUUGUUUUUGACUACACAUUUUGGUUCUCAUUUGUUUUUUGUUUUUGUUUUUCAAAUAUCUACAGUAGGUAAGUCGAAAAUGUUAAUUUUCACCAAUGCUCAACUCAAACCAAGCUUUGAAAUGCUGGUUGCCAUUUCAACAGCACUACAACCUUCCAACGUACAUACAGUAAGGAGCUACAAUAAUUGCAUCAUUUUGAUACGUCAAAUUGACAAAUGACUGAUUCUUUUCUCUAUUCAAAUGUACUGACUGCAUGUGUCGUCGUCCAAGGAAAAAGGUGACAUUGAUUAGAUUGUACCACAGGCAAGUUAUGGGUAGACAGCUGUGCGAAUACCUCAUACUCAGUCCAGCAGUGCUGGAAUGUAAACACUAAGUAUGACUUUCUCGAACUUACUCUGUUACGUAUGCUUGAAAAAUAAAAUGUAUAUAUUUAUACGAUUACGUUUUUGCUACCCUUAUGUUUAUGCCACAGUAUUUCGCCAAACUGCCUUCUGUAGGUCAAUCUUUGAAACUUUUAGCAAAAUGUAUUCAUUGGGACCAUAUUGUUUUUUUUUCUUUCCCAGUCUAUAAUAGAAAUGUCUUGUACAUAAGUAUGGUUGUCUAUCCUAUUUAUUCCACAUGUAGUUUAAUGGUUUUCUAAAAAACAAAAACAAAUAAAAGAAAAUA